GUAACAGUUUGCUCGCGGGCAAGGUUCAGCCGUCAUUGCUCUUUAUUGCUAUGACUGUUGACACAAAGUUCAUUGUUUAGCACUUCCAGAUUAAUAUAGUACCUAGUUGGACUAGGUAGCCGACUUAUUCUUGCUGAACGUUGCAAUAGAAGCAUUUAAAUGUGAUUUGUGUUGCUUUUGACGUUACCUUAUUUACAACGGAGGAAAAAAAAGCUUAAGGAAAUGCCAUCGGCAAGGAAAAAAUUAAUGUUUAUGGCUGGAUUUUCUGUCAGUCUGGGAACUUGCAUGUUAAUAUCUGCAAUAAUGGCAACGAAUGCAUGGGUCGACACUGUCGUAGGCUGUGAAAACAAAAGUGGCGAUGCGUAUGGAGAAUUGAAACUUAAAUAUGGGCUAUUUGAAGGUUUGCGUACCAAAGCUGGCUGUCCGAUCCUCAUUGGUGACGGGAAUAUCAAUGUUUUGGAAUGUCUUGAAAAUGGAGGAAGUGCAAGAGUUAUCCACAUCCUAGUUAUCCUGUUCCUUGUUUUUGGACUGUUGUUUUCACUGCUAAGUGCCAUUGUGACCUUUUACAACAGUGUCAGUAAUCCAUAUGAAAACAUCUGUGGACCUAUCAGUAUUUAUGCAUGUAGCUCCAUUAGCUGUAUUUCAACGUUUUUGGCGAUGAUUCUGUUUGCAGCAAAUACAGCAGCAAAUAAUUUAUCAACAAUACUGGUGAAGAAUUCCAUCGAAGGGAACCCGGUUACAUUGGCACAUAAGACUAAUAGUUAUGAGUACUCAUUUUGGCUUAUCCUGCUCUCACUGGCACUCAGUGUUUCCACGAUUGGAAUUACCUACGCGUAUCAACAUGCAAACUACAGCAUAGAAAGAGAACAAAAAAGACCAACCGAAAAUGCAACCAAUGAUGUUUUCAUGUACUAGUUUGUGUGGACUAGGAAAUUUGAAACUAUUGUGAGAAAGAUUAUAGAAGUGACGGGUCAUUUGUUGGGAUAUCUACCGGCCAUGUGAUUGCCAUAAAGCAAACAUACAGAGAGAAUGCCAACAUUGUUAUUCUUUCAUUUCAUUUCACCACUUUUUAUACACAGACAUAUGCUGCAGACUGCUACCCUCUACUGACAAAACAAGAAUCACAAUGGAAUGAAAUAUCCCACAAAACAACACGUAUUUCACUAAAUAUAAACUUAUUCCUGAGGGUAACUUCCAGAUUUUUGAAGUUGAAACAAUGAUUACAAGCUGCUCAGAACAUGAUGUCAAAUAGUGUGGAGGCUGAUUUUUCAUUGCCCUGUAUUACAUUGCUGGGAUUAAUUGAUUCAAUGCAUUAGAGCAACUCCCAUCACUUUCCUGGAAUGGGCACGUGCACAAAAUACGGUGGAAACACAAUCCUUACCUUCUUGAUAGCUUUAAAUUUAAUAACACAUUCUCAUUAUGCUCUGCACAACAUGUGCUGCCUAUUAAAUUAUGCCAGGUCAGCGGAAAACAUUUACCGAAUUGAAAAUUGGGUCUUAGGUCACAAUUAUAAAUUCUGUAUGGUUAAUAUUGCCUUACACCAACACAAUGAAAAGCGCUAACCUUCUGUUGGCUGUAAUUACAACUUCAAAAUUGAAAAUAACUACCCAGCACAAUGUACAAUAUCUGCAAGAUAACAUGGUACAAAUGAUAAUGAAAUAAGUGAUAAUUAUUAUGAAUAACUUGAGUUAAUUGAAAAGUGCAGACGGCAUGUGAAGAGUGCAAUUAUUAUUCAGUUUUGCGUAGCAUAUGGAAAUCUAGCAACAUAUGUUUAUUUAUUUUGAAGAACAUCAGCACUAUAUUAUACAGUGCAUAAAAGAUGGCGAUAUAACAUCACAUUUUUUACAUAUUAAAAUUUCAGUGUUACAGAUAAACCCGCACUGAUUAUCGUUGAGUGGACAGAAUCUAAUGCACUGAAAAAUAUAUUUAUCGAAACUGCAAUAUGGCAUCAAAUUUGCUUUGGAAAUCUCUUUAUUAUAAAAUGUUAUUAAUCACUGCAUACUUUAAUGGAACUCAAGUGACAUCUUUAAAACAGAUAUUGACUUUUUAUUUGAAUGUCUAAGUAAAAAUGCUGUGUAAACUAUAGUAUGCCAACAUGAAUUGUGACAAUAGAAUUUUCCAAACAUUUCUGUGCUAUUUAGCAAUGUUAGCACUGAUUCCAGAUACUUUGAUAAUAAAAUAUUCAGUUCAAAAUUUAUAAGGACAAACAUUUUUGAUUGGAACGAUGAACUUUUAAAAGCUAUACCUUUGACAGUCUAGUUUUGAACUGGACUUGACUUCAUUAUUUUCUGAAAACUUAGUUACAAAUCACUGUCCUUGUGAUCAGGACUGUAAACAUGACAUACUAAUCGAAGAUCUCAUUGGGACAAUUUGAUCACCAUUCCCAACUCUGUAUUGUAAACAUUAUUGUGCUCUGAACUAUUUAUUGACUACGACUUCAUUUGGCAGAACCAUGUGCAAUAUCUGUCAGAUACCUGAUAUAUGUGUCGGUGCAGAGGAAAAUAAAGAAGUGGGAAUGAUAAUGAGUGGCAAUUCAGAUGCUGUAUGAAUAUUUUAAAUGGUGUCAUUUGUUAUGUUGAUAUGGGAAAUUCUGCACCGAUUCUUCAAAAGAAGAGCAGUGAUAUUAUUGCCAAUGUCCCGUAAGUUACUAAAAUAGAAUGGUAGAUCAUUAUUACAUUUUUGGCUAGCUUGCUGUGUGCAGAUUGGCUCAUGUAUUUCAUACACUUCAACUCUCCCUUCAGUUCAAAAAUACAUUAGCUGUGAAUCAUUCUCUGGUAUCUCAAGACAACAAAUGAAGGUCUUUGUCUCUUCAAGAAGGUAGAAUUAGAAUAGUACAGCACAGGAACAGGAUCUUCAGCCCACUACGCCCAUGCCAACAAUGAUGUCAAGUUGAACUAAUCUCCUCUACCUGCGCAUAAUCCAUAUCCACCCAUUCCCUGUAUAUUCAUGUGUCUAUCUAAGAGCGUCUUAAAUUACACCUUCUUUUCUGCCUCCACCACUAUCCUGGCAGCACGAUGCAGGCACCAACCACUCUGUGUAAGAAACUUGUCCAUGCAUCUUCAUUUACUCAAUUAGGGCUUGGACACACUAGAGGCAGGAAACAUGUUCCCGAUGUUGGGGGAGUCCAGAACCAGGGGCCACAGUUUAAGAAUAAGGAGUAAGCCAUUUAGAACGGAGACGACAAAACACUUUUUCUCACAGAGAGUGGUGAGUCUGUGGGAUUCUCUGCCUCAGAGGACGGUGGAGGCAGGUUCUCUGGAUGCUUUCAAGAGAGAGUUAGAUAGG
Leucoraja erinaceus (little skate) is the source of this 3285-nucleotide messenger RNA. RefSeq names its product clarin-3. The record is from RefSeq and is a predicted model, not a curated record. The transcript has 3 exons. Bases 223 to 915 code for a protein of 230 amino acids. NCBI's taxonomy places the organism in Eukaryota, Metazoa, Chordata, Chondrichthyes, Rajiformes, Rajidae.